This is a messenger RNA of Mastomys coucha (southern multimammate mouse), 1969 nucleotides long. RefSeq names its product zona pellucida glycoprotein 1 (gene Zp1). NCBI's taxonomy places the organism in Eukaryota, Metazoa, Chordata, Mammalia, Rodentia, Muridae. Gene Ontology annotation, molecular function: acrosin binding; structural constituent of egg coat. Gene Ontology annotation, biological process: prevention of polyspermy; binding of sperm to zona pellucida. The coding region runs from base 58 to 1932 and encodes 624 amino acids. The transcript is spliced from 12 exons. The record is from RefSeq and is a predicted model, not a curated record. Gene Ontology annotation, cellular component: egg coat.
UGGGGAACUCCUAGGGGCUGUUGCGGGUGUGUGUGGUGACAGACAGGAGCCUCCAUCAUGGCCUGGGGUUGUUUUGUGGUCCUACUUCUGCUGGUGGCAGCUCCCCUGAGAUUGGGUCAGCGUCUGCCUCUCAAGCCUGGCUUUGAAUACAGCUAUGACUGUGGGGUACGGGGCAUGCAGCUGCUGGUGUUCCCCAGGCCAAACCAGACUAUCCAAUUCAAGGUGCUGGAUGAAUUUGGGAACCGGUUUGAGGUGAAUAACUGCUCUAUCUGCUACCACUGGGUGACCAGUGAGGCCCAGGAGCCUGCAGUAUUCUCAGCUGAUUACAAAGGCUGCCACGUGCUGGAGAAGGAUGGGCAGUUCCACCUGAGGGUGUUCAUACAAGCCGUCCUACCCAAUGGCCGUGUGGAUACAGCACAAGAUGUCACUCUGAUCUGUCCCAAACCAGACCGCAUCGUGACUCGGGACCCCUACCUGGCUCCACCCACCACACCUGAGCCUUUUACACCUCAUACUUUUGCCCUUCACCCCAUCACUAACCACACCUUGGCUGGGUCUGGCUACUCUGGUCUCACUACGUUGUACCCAGAGCAUAGCAGCUUCACCCAUCCGACUCCUGCCACACCAUCCCCAGGACCUGGACUUGCUGGACCCACUGUGCCUCAUCCCCAGUGGGGCACGCUGGAGCCCUGGGAACUAACUGAGAUGGAUUCUGUAGGUACCCAUCUGCCCCAAGAGCGAUGUCGGGUAGCCUCUGGGCACAUCCCAUGCAUGGUAAAAGGUAGUUCCAAGGAAGCCUGCCAGCAGGCUGGCUGCUGCUAUGACAAUACCAAAGAAGAGCCCUGUUACUAUGGCAACACAGUCACUCUCCAGUGUUUCAAAAGUGGCUACUUUACCUUGGUCAUGUCGCAAGAAAUGGCCUUGACACAUGGGGUCAUGCUGGACAAUGUCCACCUGGCCUAUGCCCCCAACGGAUGCCCCCCUACCCAGAAGACAAGUGCUUUCGUGGUCUUCCAUGUCCCUCUCACCCUCUGUGGAACGGCAAUCCAGGUGGUCGGUGAGCAGCUCAUCUAUGAGAACCAGAUCGUGUCUGACAUGGAUGUCCAAGAGGGGCUGCAGGGUUCCAUCACUCGGGACAGUGUCCUCCGGCUUCAUGUUCGCUGUAUCUUCAAUGCUAGCGAUUUCCUGCCCAUCCAGGCAUCUAUCUUCUCACCCCAACCACCUUCCCCUGUGAUUCAGUCUGGACCCCUGAGGCUGGAGCUGAGGAUUGCCACGGAUAAGACUUUCAGCUCCUACUAUCAGGGGAGUGACUAUCCCCUUGUGAGACUGCUCCAGGAACCAGUCUAUGUAGAGGUCCGACUCCUGCAGAGAACUGAUCCCAGUCUGGUUCUGGUGCUACACCAGUGCUGGGCCACGCCUACCACCAACCCCUUUGAGCAGCCCCAGUGGCCCAUUCUGUCAGAUGGGUGUCCUUUCAAGGGUGACAACUACAGAACACAACUGGUGGCCGCAGACAAGGAGGCACUGUCCUUCUGGUCCCACUAUCGGCGCUUCACCAUCGCCACCUUCACUCUCCUUGACUCCAGCUCCCAAAAUGCCCUUAGGGGACAGGUCUAUUUCUUCUGUAGUGCCUCUGCCUGCCACCCUGUGGGGUCCAAGACAUGCUCUACUACAUGUGACUCUGGGAUAGCAAGGCGUCGACGGUCCUCUGGUCACCACAACAGCACUAUCCAGGCCCUGAACAUUGUGAGUUCUCCAGGAGCAGUGGGCUUUGAGGAUGCUGCUAAACUGGAGCCCUCAGGUUCCAGCAGGAACUCCAGUUCAAGAAUGCUCCUCCUGCUGCUGGCCAUCACACUAGCCCUGGGGGCUGGAAUCUUUGUGGGUCUGAUCUGGGCCUGGGCCCAGAAGCUCUGGGAGAGCAUCAGACAUUAAACAGACUCAAUAAACCAUUGUUUGAAAACUACUGAAA